Messenger RNA from Limulus polyphemus (Atlantic horseshoe crab), 4793 nucleotides. Its product is annotated as fasciclin-2-like. The record is from RefSeq and is a predicted model, not a curated record. Lineage: Eukaryota; Metazoa; Arthropoda; Merostomata; Xiphosura; Limulidae. Gene Ontology annotation, cellular component: membrane. The coding region runs from base 135 to 2732 and encodes 865 amino acids. Gene Ontology annotation, molecular function: protein binding. Gene Ontology annotation, biological process: cell adhesion. The transcript is spliced from 17 exons.
CGCCAAGCGAUAACUGUUCAGUUGGUACGGAAGAUAGCUUAUGUGACGUUGAUUGUGGAGGGGACGGCUAUCAUAUUCCUGGAUUGUAUUUUUCCUGUUUACAGUUGCAGUUUUAAUUGAUAAAAUAUUUCAAAAUGUGGAAAAGGAGAUGGAUAUGUUUAUUAUUUUCAACAAUAGGCCUUUUACAUGGUUGUUUUGCUGAGGAACUCAAAAACAGUGCAACCCUUUCUAUCCAACCAGAGGGAAACUCUCAGUCUAGGCCAGCAGGUGAAAGUUUUGCUGUUACUUGUAUGGGAACAAGUGAAAACAAUGAACUUUUCUCAGACAUAAAAUGGGAAGACCCAAAAGGAAACAUCCUAGAUCCAAGUGGAAAUAACCUAAAGGUUGAAGUGAAAAAGACAAGUGAAAGUACACUGUCACUUGUAUUUGUUGAUCCUCAAACAGAAAACUCAGGCCAAUACUCUUGUAAAGCAUCUUAUAACUCCAAGCAACUGGAGACUGCUGUUGAACUGACUUUCUUUCAUGACAUCACUUGGGAUGAUUGCUCUAAAGAACAGGCAUUGACUAUUAAUCAAGAAGGAAAGUUACAGUGUAAAGUUUCAGCUAAUCCUUCUCCUAAAGUUUCGUGGGUAAAGUUAGAGGGAGGUCAUAGUAUUGAUUUGGAUGAAAGCAGGUUUACAGUUGUGAGUAAUCAAGUUUCAAUAAAUAAGGUACAGGAAAAAGAUGGUGGAAAAUACCGUAUCCAGGCAAUGGUCACAGAAACAGGAAGAUUUAAACAUCGUGACAUUAUCGUGGAAGUUUAUAUUCCUCCUAACAUCACAAACUUUCAGGAGAAAGUUGAAGAAUUAGAAGAGACAGAAGCUAGUCUCAAGUGUUGGGCUGAAAUUGGCAACCCAGCUCCUUUGUACUCAUGGUUUGAUAAGAAUGAUAUUCUUCUUGGAACCCAGGAAAGGUUUUUAGUCAAUAAAACUACUGGAAUCCUUUCCAUAAAGAAUAUUAAGAAAGAAGACACUGGGACAUACACUUGUGUGGCUGAGAAUGAAGCUGGCCAAAAUAAAAAACAGUUAGAGCUAACAGUUCUAUUUGAAGGAAAGUCAGCUUCAUUAGAGUGUCGUGCGUCAGGUAUCCCACCUCCCAAAGUCUCCAUCCGUAAAGAAGGAGUAGAUGAAGAAAUUGAAUCUGGAGAGAAGGUGUCUGUUAAUACAGUUCAAGAGGAGAAAGUUGUAAGUUUGAAAAUGACUAUAAACCAAGUUCAGAAGCAAGAUGGCGGUUUGUACUUCUGUAAUGCAGAAAACGUGGCUGGAAGUGUAGAAAAGCCUGGACAUCUAACAGUAGAAUUUAAACCACAAAUGAAGACACCUGAAUCAAAGUUAAUCAAAACAUGGAAUGAAAAUCCAGUCAAUUUGUCAUGCAUUGCUGAGGCCAUUCCUAAUGCAACUGUUAAGUGGUACUAUAAUGAACAAGAAAUUAAGGCUGACCAAAGUGAAACCUACAUCAUUUAUGGGGAAGGAGAAUAUAGUAACUUGUUGGUGACACCUUCUUCGGAAUUUGACGUGUAUGGUCUCUACAAGUGUGAAGGAAUAAAUGAGCAUGGAAAAGGCAACAUUACUAUUCAGCUGGAUGAAGCUUAUGUCCCAGGAAAAUUGUCUCAGGUGGAUUACAAAGAAGUUACCUCAACAACAAUAUCUUUUGAGUUUUUGAGUGAUGAUGAUGGAGGAAUGCCUAUCUCAUCAUACUUGGUACACUACAGGGAAAAAAGUGAUGCUCCAGAAAAUUUCAAAGUAGAAGAAUGGCUAGCAGGAACAACAUACAUUCUGGAAAACCUGAAACCAAGAGCUACUUACAUUUUUCGAUUUGCUGCAAAGAAUGCAGUUGGCACAGGAAUGUGGCUUGAUAAAGAGCCCUGGAAAAUGCCAGAAGAAUCUGCCCCUGAUCCACCAACAAUAAUUUCACCUGUAGGAAACAUGAGUACAUAUCCAGACAAGAUGGAUAUUCAGUGGAAUAUAAAUCAUGACAAUGGAAAACCUAUCAAGAUUUUUCAAAUACGCUACUUUAAGAUAAAAAAACAGAGUGAAAACAAGUGGAAGCAAGAAGGUCAAGAUAAAGUAAUCAAUCUUGACAAUGACUCAAAAGAAGAUAAGAAGGCCCAUUUUACAUUAACUGAACUGGAACCUGACACUUACUAUAAAGUGGAGCUAAGAGCCAAAAAUGAGAUUGGUUUCAGCCAGGAUGAAACAAUGAUUUUCCGAACAGCUACAAAAGCUGCAGUUAGUGGCACUGCUCAAGAAGGAGGAAUAUCUACAUCUGUGAUAGUGGCAAUUGUUGUGGUUCUCAUUGUUGUGAUACUUAUUGUCAUUGAUGUAACUUUCUACUUCUACUACCAUUGGGGAGUUUUAUACUUUUUGAGACAUAAUGUAUGUGGUGAACCUUCUGAAAGCAAAGGCAAAGAAGCAGUCACUUCUGAUGAAGAGAAGGGGAGCAUUCCAGUACACAAGGAACAGGUUAAAACCACAGAUGAAGUUGGUGAUUCUUCAUCCCCAACUGCUGAUAAAAAAGACCAACUUCUGGAGUCUAAGGAGGAAACAGAAAAAACAGAGAAUGUUGAAGUAACUGGUGAGGACACUCCAAUGAUUGAUCCAAAUAGUGAGAAAAAGACUAAGACUGAAGAGAGUGACAAAAACAAGUCACCAAAGGGAUCUAAAACAAGCCUCUCUAAAGGCAGUGAGGUGUAACAACCGGACUGAACCAAAACGGGAACAAUAUUUUCAUUCUUUAAAUUGUUUACUGAAGACCACAUGCUAUGUUUUUUAAAACAAAGUUUUUUAAUUUAACAAUAAAAAAAAUUAAACACUUUGCACACAGUAGGAGCAAAAAAAAAAGAAGAAACCACAACCAGUUUGGCUUAAUGGUUGUUAGGUUCUUUUGGUAAUGCUACUGUCUGAAAUAAUUUGUACUGUUGUAAAAUUGUAGAACAUCAUUGAAGUUCAUAACCCAUGUAACUGAACCUCUGAUUAUUUUAUGGCUGGUGCUGUUAUGAAAUGCACCUCAUUUUUGAAGAGUUAAUACAUGGAAUUAAGGAGUUCAUUUAUGAAAGUUUGAUAGAAAGUAAUUUUUGUGUUUGAAAAUCACACCAUGGUAUUUAAUCAUUAAAAAUUGGAAGUUAUAAAACUGAGUGUCAUUACAAUUUAAUUUUUUUUUAUUGUUGUUAUUAUGAUUCUUCUUUCACUGUGUUUUAGGUUGUACUGAUUUACUUGUACAAAUAAAGCUGCAGUUGAAUUGUGUUUUGCUAGGUUAUUUUUGAGAUUGUAAUAACAUUUUACCUUGCAACCAAAAUAUCUAGCAAAUGUUAUGUGUGUUUUGAGUUUUACUUUGAUUGUACAGUAAAAAAAAUUGUUGCAUCAGUAUUGUGUUUUAAGGUAUUUCUGAUUGAUAUUGGUUAUAAAACUUGUUUUGAAAACUAACUGAUCAAAUAUUGACCUGACAUUUACAAUGCUUUCCUCUGUGUAUAUUUAGCAACAUCAGCAUUAUAUUGGUAACUGAUGUUGUAAUCUACUACUUACACCUCUAGCAUACUAAAAAUUGCAAUCAGUACUAAAGGUUAUUUUAUUAUUGUUAUUAAUAUAAAAUAGAUGCUUAAUUGCUUUUUAUUUUGCCCAAUUUAAGGGAGGCCCAGUACUCUAGUCUUGAUGUCUACUAAAGAUUAGAGAUAAAACUUAAUCUCUUAAAUUUUACUAUUGCUCAUUUUUGAAGUUUCUGAUUUAUUGGAAAGAAACUAAGCUUGAUUCCCUCCUUCAAUAGAAUAACAUUGAUCUGUUUGGUUGUGUCUUGAUAAGGUUAAUUUAGGGUUCUUAAACUGGGGUUAAAAUAAAUGUCAUGAGAUCUGUGAUUACUUUAUAUUUAAGAACAAUAAAUAUUGUUCAGCAUAUCAAUGACUACCCUUUUAGGGUAGUAAGAGCACCAGAUGAAAGAUUAAUAAGCUUAAAAAUAUUCAAAUUUUUACAGUAAAAUAAAUAAGAAGUGGAAUAUUCUUUGGACAGCUAGGUAAUAAAUUUCAAAGUCAUGAAUGGUCAUUAUAUAGAUACAUAGAAAACAGUAGAUGAUGAGUAAAAAUAUGUCCAAACAAGGAGGGAUCAUAUAUCAUUAGUUUUGGUAUUCCUUUCUGCAACCAAAUUGUUUUCUGCAGGUUGCAUUACAAAAAUUGAUAAAUUGUCCUUUUGUCUCUUCUGUGUAAUUUUAUUCAACUUGAAACAAUGUUACCCAGGGAUUAAAAAUGUCAUCUUGUAAAUCAGGUUAACUUAAAUAUAUGUAUUGUGAAUAAACCAGAUAUGCAGGUGAUCCUCUUGUAUUAUUGUAACUGUGGCAACUAAAUGUAUUAAAUGUUUUCAUUGGGAUUUUUCUGAUCUUUGAUCUGAGUAUUAAGGUAAGCUAAGCUGAUAUACUGUAUAGUCAUUGUUUGAGCUAAUGUUGUUAAAAACCACUGACUAUACAAUGCUCUUUAUAUAACUGUCAUGUGCUUUUUUAAAUUAAUUUUCUAAUGUGAUAAAUUGAACCAGUUAUAAGCUCUAAGCUUUUAUGUUUGGAAGAUCUUUUAAGUGUACUGUUUUGUUUCUUCUUCUGAAAUAACACCCACUGUUUACUACAGCAGUGUGCCUCAACUGAUGUGCCUCGUUAGAUUUGGUCAUUUUUGCCUGUAUCUUCAGUCUGUGUUUGUAAGUCUGUAUGACUUGUUGCUAUGCCUACUGUGCUAUGUAUAUGUGCAUGAAAGGAAAUAAAUAAAUUGAUCUUCAGCUUAA